CAUUUACAACAUUUAAGUAAUUCAUAAUAAAACAUUCCUAAAAGAAAUUUCAAUUAUAAUAAUAUUGAUGAUAAUGGCAAUAACAGUGAAUCACCUAUAUGGCCCAUAUUGCAAGAAAUAUUGUUCAGUCUUUAAGAGAAUAAAGGCCCAGUUUAAAAGAUGCCAGACCAAUUUUAAAUGUCCUGAUUUAAAAGCCACUAAGCUGAGAAUUAUAUACCAUAAUAAUAUAAAUAUUAGUAAAACAUACUAACCCAGGUGCGUCUGACUGAGAGACCAGAUUGACAAGACCAUUAGCGACAAUGCAAUUGUAUUCGAUAGAGGGGCUGCUAUAUUCCUUAAGGGUUACAAUAGUAAUCCAGUACUUUUGAAAAAGGGUGUGUCAAGUCACAGAAACAAUUAUACUGGAGAACUUGUCAGCAUAAAAAUAGCGCUGACAUCCUUAGUCUCACUGGGGCUAAAGAAAAGGAUGAUGAAAAUAUUUACAGACUGCCAGAGCAUUCACACAGCUUUCACUUGCACUAGGUACCUACAAAAAAAACAUUGAAACUGUACUUGACAUAAAAUCACAUCUGUCCAAUAUUGAUAAAAACAAGAACAAUUUGCAAGUGCACUGGAUACUGGGAAACAAAAACAUCAGGCAAAAAGAUAGAGCUUGUUGACCUUCAUUCAGAAAUAGGAGCAAAGGAUGCUGCAAACUUCUGACAGGAAUUUGAUGACAAAUUUGAUGGAAUUCCAAAAAAAAAAAUCUGCUUCCAUACACGACAUUUCAAUUGAACCUGGAAAAAGGGUUUGAGUCAGGCAGAAACAACAGAAAAUAAUCAUUUAAUUAAUCAGCCACUGAGUGAACAUACACACCUCAGAGAUCACAGGGCCAAAAUCAUUACUCAACAUAACAGACAACUGCUGUGACACAUGUAAAAUCCAAGAAACAUCAACACAAUUUAUCCUCCAAUACCUUAAGUACUUAGACACAAGAACCAGGCUAUAACUGAGUGAGGGCAGGGACAAUUUUUUGGUCGGCACGAUGUUUCGUGCUCAGACUCAGUCAUCAUGAUAGGAGUACUGACAAGGGAAGUGCAAAACAUUUGAACUGAAGCUAAGCAAGAAAUAGUCACUUCAUCCUGUGAUCACCUGCAUGAAACAAACAGACUAAAACACUUAUAAUGAAAACCAUUACCAACUUUCCGUUUUUGCACUAAAAGUAAAGAAUUAAAAAUGUACACAGAGAAAGAAGCACCCAGACAGUAAUGCACCAGUCAAUUGUAACCAAGGCCCCCCCAGGUCCGGGGGUAUACCGGGGAUAGCCGGGGAAAAGGGCCGUGUUUUUACUUUCCAGGUGCCCCCGCAGGGCCAGGUGACCACGGUGGUUUUGUCAUAGCGCCAAAUUGAGCGGAGAUUGGGCCUUAUAUAGUCCAAAUAAUUGUACGUUGACUGAUUUUUUUAAAUUUUUGAUAUGGCAAAUCCUUCACAUACAAAUUGUUUAGUAUCAAAAGUGGGUAGUUGUUCCGAUCAGGAUUCCGGGUUAAAGCAUAUAGCGUCUAUAAAAUAUCAUAAAAACAAGAAAUAUUACCAGAUAAUGUUAUUUUAUAUUAGUUCCAUAUACAAAAAAUAAAUACCUAACUUAUAAUUAUGAGUUUGAGGGCUUUUCUUCAUUUCAUUCUGUCAAAACAUAACAAUAUAUACAUGAAGGGCACCUACAAGGUUUCUGGGCACAGUUUUAAAUCGCUCGGAACAUUUCGGCAAUUGUUCCCCUUCGCAUAAUUGUUGUUUGUGUUAGUCAACUUUCGUUUUAUUGGAAAGGUAAACAACUUGUUUUUAUGCAUUAAAUGCUUGUUUAGUGCAAAAUAAUAUUUCACUUACAUGGUAAAAUAUGAAUAUUACUCUUUAUGAUCAAUUUCAACAAUAAAAUACUUCACUUAAAACAAUUUCAAUAUUUUCAAAACACCCCAGUUUUUUGCACAUUCCCAUUUAGACGUUAGGGAUUGGAAGAAUCCCAUAUAACAUGUCUAUUAUUUUAGACUAAGGCCUUAUAUAGAGUCUCUGGGGUGCGGGGGCAUUUGGCCGGGGUUUAACCAUCAGUUUGUCCCCGCAGGAGGGGGAUUUUACCCGGGGUUGGCUGGACCGAAAGUCAAAGCCCCGGCUAUUCCCCAAACCUGGGGGGGCCGUGGUUACAAUUGACUCAGGUGCAUAACGUAGACGUAACAAUGAUUGCAGUCCACAGCACAUCCAGAUCAUAGGCGACAACAAUGCCAUUAUUCGUUAUACUACAAGCAUCAUGGAAUGAGACUAGAUGGCUACAGCAAUGUCUGUUGAGAUGUCGAAUGAAGACUGGCUGGUAAUGCGUGCUCGGGGCUGCUUCAAGACAGACCCAUAUGCUGCCAAAGCCUGGAUGCUGACGGCUCAAUCCCUCUUCCCACACAGUUUCAACAUUCAGUUUGAGGCAUACAGUUUGGAAAAACUUGGUAAAAAUUCAAAGGAAGCAGCCAAACUUUUGGAGGGCUUGUAUUCAUCCUUCCCUGAAGACAGACGUCUAUGGUCAGAAGUCCACAGCAUCCUAGAAGCUCUUCAGAAUGAGAGUGGGGACGCUGGAAACACAUUCCUUACUGAGGUUCUUGCUGCUAUACCAGCCCAGGUUCAGUGCCAGAUGUUGUUAUCAGUGGCGGAGAGGAUAACGGACAAACUGGAACAAUGUCGACUGUUACUGCUGGUCCUCAGGAAGUUUCCGGCACUUGUAAAGGAACAUGGGUUGAAGCUGGUGGACAGUCUCCUGGCCGCGGAGAGUUUUGCAAAGUUCCAGUCACCAGUCAACUGCUACAGGAAACUUCUAGUCUGUGAUGUUCUGCCCCUGGUUCUACAGAAGGGCAGUGGGGUCAAGAUGAAGUCCUCUAACCUGUAUCUAUGGUUACAGAAAAGUGUGGAGUUCUACAUUAGCUUCAUCACCACGCCCCCUUCAGCAUCAGAACCUGCCACACCCCUUUCCCCAGACCUCCUUUCGCCUACAAAGACAAGCAGACGGGCCAAGAUACCAGGUUUACAGGACCGGGAGGCAGUAAUUCCUGACCCCUGGGCCAGCCUGUACAAACUUCUCUACCUAAUUGGACACAAGCAGGGAUGGGCACUGGAAAAGGACUUCUAUGAGAAAUCAAGGGAAUACCAGUGGCAGCACAUACUUGGUGUGUUUAACCGAGCGGGCCAGGGGGGAGACACCUGGUCCCAGCAGAUCCUAUACACAACCACUGUACUCUUCCUGGAGUGUCUCUAUCAUUACAUCUGCAGUGUUGACCCUGAUGCCUUCCACACAACAAGUAAUGCCAAUUCGGUACCACUUGUUAUUAUAGAGGGAUUUAAGUCAGAACAAGCCAGUUCCCCAACACAACCAGCCGUGAAGCGGUUAAAGGCGGAAUCUCUUCUCCCACAAGUCCAUGCCAUAGAUACGGUUCCCUGCUCACAGCGGGUUAUACAGAAUUUUCUUACAGCUUUCAAGUGUUAUGAGCUGCUCAACUCGUCAUCAGAACUUCAAAGGGAGUUCGUUGUGCUUUGCACUAACUGGCGUAUGGAGACGUGGAGCUGGAUGGGACACUUCCAGACGGACAUGUUUCUGUACCAGGGGGCCUUCCAGGAUGCUGUUAGACACCUACAGAACUACUCCAUAGGCUCAAAAACAAAACUGCAGAUCAGGCAUUCCUUACAGCUUGCAUGCUGUUAUUACUGCCUCAGCAAUUAUUCAAAAGCCUGUGAGCUGAUACUAGAUGUUAUAUCUGCUCUUCCAUCCUCCCCACCCGAACCAUCAGACACUCCGAGUACAGGGAACCAGUAUACAUUUGGCUCAGGUCGGCACCUUGUGCUGGCUCCCUGCUCUGAACUACAGAUGAUACCUUACUGUAUUCAGAUGCUAAUCACCUGUUUUAAGGAGAAAGCGUUUGCUGGGAAGUCAGAUGCACUGCUGGGUCACAUGUUAGUUUUACUGCAAUUUGAUUGGCCGGUAAACGAAGAACUCUUCGCACAGAUUGUGAAGAAGAUACAAAAGCAGGGCUCAUUCACAUAUACUCAGUUCUUCAACUAUAUGAUCAAUGUUGAUAUGUUGGAGGAGUUUUGCUUGCUGAAGACCAUGGAGGGAGGCAAUGUGAAUCUAGAUGUUUUACCCAUAUCAACUUCCACAAUAGCUCAACAGCGGACAGUGACUCGAGGUGUGAAUAAAGGAGUUACGGAAGAUUUCAAGGUUAUGAUGGAAAAGCAGGUCCGGCGAAGCGAGGAGUCGGUGGAAGACUUAGUCAGACAGUUCCUUGCAAACGAACGUGCUAUGUUGUUGUCUUCGCUUGUUUGAUUAAAUAUAAUAUGAUUAAAAAUAUGUAGUUAUGGCUUCAGGCCCCAAACAGCUUGUUUGAUUGAUAAUAAUGCAGUACAUUUAAUUGAUAAAUACCAUUAACUUCUUGACUAAAAAAAUCCUUGGUGCUAUGUAAAGACAAUGCUUGAGAAAAAAGAAAUGUAUGGGAAAUUCUUUGGACAGUUCCUAACAGUUUCAGUACUUCUUGGAAAGUUCCUAACAGUUGCUGUUAUCGUCAGACAGUUGCUGUAAUAGCCAGACAGUUCCUAAUAGUUGCUUUAAUCGCCAAACAGUGCUAUAAUAUUGGACAGUUCCUAACAGUUGCUGUUAUGUCGGACGGUUACGAACAUUUGCUACAAUUCUCGUCAGUUCCUUACAGAUGAAUUAUACGUUUGAUACUGUAACUGAACAACUCAUGCAAUGGAAGCUACUGGGACAAACCAAUAGACUAGAACUGCAAGUGACAAUCAAGAUAUAUAAAAUUUGUUUAAAUAUAAACAAGUCGUUUAUCAAUAAAUGCUGGGAUUAAAAGUUGAAUCAAUUUA
Molecule: messenger RNA, 4869 nt
Organism: Mya arenaria
Lineage: Eukaryota; Metazoa; Mollusca; Bivalvia; Myida; Myidae
Product: integrator complex subunit 10-like
Exons: 17
Coding region: 2291-4324 (677 amino acids)
Biological process (GO): snRNA processing
Cellular component (GO): integrator complex
Source: RefSeq, a predicted model, not a curated record